This is a messenger RNA of Dicentrarchus labrax (European seabass), 910 nucleotides long. Its product is annotated as holotricin-3-like. The transcript has 4 exons. The record is from RefSeq and is a predicted model, not a curated record. NCBI's taxonomy places the organism in Eukaryota, Metazoa, Chordata, Actinopteri, Moronidae. The coding region runs from base 114 to 578 and encodes 154 amino acids.
UGCCCACAAUGAUGUGAAGUGGAUUGUGCAUAAAAAGCAGCAGCAGGUGGCAGCUGCAUCUGUUGAUCUGCUCUCCAGCACACAGAUCUGUAGUUUUCAUUUGAAGAUUUAAAAUGUUCGGACACAACCAAGGAAACCAGUACCCUCCUGGUUACCCGAACCAUCCUCAGCAGAUGCCAGGGGGAUACCCUCAGGGUCCUCCAGGCGCCAUCCCACCAAACUACCCUCCUCAGCCCCACGGUCCACACGGAGGACCCCAAGGACACGGACCUGGACCUGGUUAUGGCCCAGGACCUGGUUAUGGCCCAGGACCUGGUUAUGGCCCAGGAUGUGGACAGGGCCAUGGGCAAUGUCAUGGACAGGGCCACGGACAGGGUCACGGGCAGGGUCAUGGACAGGGUCAUGGACAGGGCCACGGGCAGGGUCAUGGACAGGGCCACGGGCAAUGCCAUGGGAAGGGCCACGGACAUGGGCACAAGCACAAGAAAAAGCAUGGUCACAAACACAGCAAUUGUCACAAGAAAGGGAAGGACUGUCACGGGUCCUCCAGCAGCUCCUGCAGCAGCGACUCUGACUAGAUGAAUAGAAGAUUCCUGGAUGGGAAGAGUUGGCAUCUGGAAACCUUCAUCCUCCUAACAUAUAUUAAAAUCAAUAUUUUACCGCCUGAAUGUUUCUUCCCAUUUAAUCUUAAAAAUGUAUUUGCAUCAUUGAUACAAAAUCAGGCUGAAACAUUCUGCAUGAAAAUCAACAUUUGGCAUGCUAUGUCCAUAUAUCAAGAUGUAGUAUAAGCUUUUAUUAACAUUUCAUAAUUCUUUGGUGUACAGUGACAGACAUUGUUGUAUCCAUGAUUGUGUUUGUUACAGAAAAAAAGUGCAGUUCUGUUCAUGAUAAAUGCUACUGAACAACACAA